AUGGUAAAUCAAAAUAUUUUAUUAACAAUAGUAUUCUUAAUAAUAGCCAAUAACUGCCGCGUUUAUAGUCGGGCAUUAACAUAUGCAGAACAACAAAUUCAAUUUUGUAUAAAUCAAGAUGGUACACGACAACCACUGAUUAUUGAUACGGAUUCAGAUGUUGAUGAUUUAUGGGCAAUUCAUUAUGUUCUUAAUGUACCAACAAUUGAUCUUCUUGCACUGACGACUGUUGGCGAUGGAUACACGAAACCGUUGUAUUCAGGAUCGAAUGUUCUUACUUUUCUUGAUCUAAUUGGUUGCUCAAAUGGUGUUGGAGUCGGCUUUGGAGCGACUCUUCCGUUAAUAUCCGCUGGUUUUCAAAUUUCACCAGCAUUAUUAGAUGCACUGGAUACAUAUAUAACGUCACCGACUUUACCCGUCGAUAUAUUGGUUCUUGGAACAAUGACUAAUCUUGCUACAGCUAUCUCUGAAGAUCGAUCCAUUGUAUCAAAAAUAGGAACACUUUAUUUUUCUGGUGGUCAAUUCAAACCAUUAAGUAAUUUUUCUUCUUUAAUGCCAAAUUUGACAAUAUUUAAUUAUCUGUAUGAUACUGAGACGUUACCCGGUAAUCCAAACGCUUACUUGGAUAUAUUUGCUAUGCAACGUGUUGCUACGAGUGGAAUCAAACAUAUUGUUGCUAUGCCAGGAAGCACACAAAACACACUGCCAGUCAAUCUGACCCAAUUGUUCGAAACUCUAAAAAGAAUGAAUAUUACAUUAAAACCAUUCGUACUGAAUUUUAUAUCAUCACUUGCAAAAUGUCAAAAUGCAGCUGAGUCUGAUAUGAAGUGGUGGGAUAACAGUGCCGCUCAAUUUAUGGUACAAAUGCAAACAAACAAUAGCCAAGGAUUUUGUCGACAAACAAAAAAUGUUCAAUCUCUUUAUAUUAUGUCGGCUGAUGCUCAUCAAUUCUAUGGUCAAGGCGUCAUUGAUACGGAUAUGCUUUUACCAAACGCUAGUGGAUUAGUAAAUUAUACAAUAUGUACACAAGCUGAUUCAAGCAUAUUUUUAGUUGAGUUUUUAACUACAAUCAACUCAGAAAAACUUUAUUCAUGUCAACAUCAAUAUAGUCAACGAUUUGAUAUUCGUUUACAACAAUGUAUGUUAAAAUACGACAGUGCUGUGCAACCAACAAAUAUGGCAAAGACAAAUCAUUUUCUAACACCUUUCUUUCUUUCGGUUUAUUUAUUUUUAUAUGUUACCUAUUUUCUAGCUUGA
This is a messenger RNA of Adineta steineri, 1257 nucleotides long. The record is from the annotation of a GenBank genome assembly. Lineage: Eukaryota; Metazoa; Rotifera; Eurotatoria; Adinetida; Adinetidae.